UUACGUUCUUUUCCUUACGAUUGUCAAACGAAACGUGAGGUCGAAGCUCCAUUGUGAUAGCAUGCAUUGAAUUCCUAUGGCUGAACUCGUAAACGUCAGGUGAAGCCGAAGCUGAAGUGUGUUUGUGAUUCAGCCAUAAAUGUUUCUCUGCUUUUUGUGAACAGCUGAAAGUUGUUUUUAUUUUUUGACAGCUAUCUCAAUACAAAUAUCCAACUCAUUCAACAAGGUAUCUAAAAAUCCAGCUAUCCAAGAUACUCUAUCCAACACGAGAUUGAACGCAGCCAUUAAGUUUAAGUCCUCAUCAAUUGAUCAGCUUCUCAUAGGCAAAACGAAAGGACAGCCGACGUUUGUCAUUCUUAUAAUGGAGGAUUUUGGCUACACGUACAUGUCAACGACAAACAACAUUUUUAUUUUAGAAGUUUUAGGCAAAUAAAUAAUAAUUCUAUAUUGUCAUUAAGUUAUUAAGAAUGUUUUUAAAAAAUGCAAAUAGAGCAUUGCGUAGAAAGAAAACACGUAACAAUGUGAACCUGAGCAGAAAGGAAUUCAUAGAAACUUUAGUUAAUGAAUAUCAUACAACAACAAAUAUUGAGGCACAAGAACAAGUUACAGCAAAUUUAGUAAAUUUUGCAUAUGAUCCAUUAAAUUAUCAGUAUCUUCGUGACGCGGCUGCCUUGCAGUUAUUUUUUCAACUUAUCUCUUUACCUAACGAACGUUUGGCACUUCAUGGAGUUGCAGGCAUCUGUAAUAUUUGUUCAGAUUUUAUUUCACGCCAAGAAAUAAUUAAACCGAAAAACAUUGAAGCAAUCUUUAAAAUAUUUAAAGAAACAACAAAUACAGAAACUUUAAUUUACCUGCUAACAAUCUUCUAUCUUCUUGCCCUCGAGGACAAUAGCGUGAGGUUAAAAAUUUGCUCCUCUGAAAACGUGCAAAGAAUAACCUUAUGUACGAAAUCAACUGAACAAAGACUUAAAUUGCUAGCAAUCGUUUUCUUGAAAGAUUUCGCAUCUACGGAAUUGGUAACCAAUGAUAGAAAACUGUUGGCCUGUAGAACGUACUCUUCGUUCAAGGACAGUAUCAUAGUUCAUAAAAUAUUUACACAAGAUGACUUGGACAAAUUUACCAAAUUGACAGGAGAUACCAAUCCAAUUCAUUCUACUCAUGUACCAGAAGAAGAACGUAUGGUUCACGGGGCGCUAUUAAAUGGAGUAGUUUCUGGAAUUAUUGGAACUCACCUCCCUGGACCGGGCACAGUGGUUUUAUUCCAAGAGCUAUUGUUCCCACGCCAGUGCCGAAUAAACAAGAAUACUGAGAUUCUUGUUAAACUUGUUAGCAAACGUAAAAUAAGUGUUAUUUAUUAUGAAUGCAGACAGGAAAAUGAAAUAGUGUUUAAAGGGAAAGCCAAAGUAAUGUUACCAAAAAAUAAAUAUGAAUAACUAAAAAAAAUAUUGUUUUAAAAAUUCUUGUAAUUACAGUGCCGCAUUUAAUUCUUAAUGGCACACCAAAAUCCUCUUACUUUGAACCCUUGCUUUUGUUUACCUUAUUUUGCUUCGGUGAUUAUAUUUAUUUACUAUUAAAUGACUUUCAUAGAUACGAUGAAAAAACGUACAACAAUUCUUAACUAUCAUCUUCAUUUAUUUGGGAUCGAAUUUAGAGUUUCUUUAUCGACUGAUUAAAAAAACCAAAGCAAAUUUGUUCCGAUAACA
Eupeodes corollae is the source of this 1703-nucleotide messenger RNA. Its product is annotated as armadillo repeat-containing protein 7. The record is from RefSeq and is a predicted model, not a curated record. Lineage: Eukaryota; Metazoa; Arthropoda; Insecta; Diptera; Syrphidae.